Messenger RNA from Aspergillus aculeatus ATCC 16872, 585 nucleotides. RefSeq lists its product as uncharacterized. The record is from RefSeq and is a predicted model, not a curated record. The coding region runs from base 118 to 381 and encodes 87 amino acids. NCBI's taxonomy places the organism in Eukaryota, Fungi, Ascomycota, Eurotiomycetes, Eurotiales, Aspergillaceae. The transcript has a single exon.
AGCGUCAACAAUAAUAUAAGGGAUGGCAAAAAUCGAACCAUUCGCGUGGCCCAUUUCAGCGACACGCACGUUGACCGCUUCUACACGGCGGGAGCCAGCUAUGUCUGCUCGAAACCCAUGUGCUGCCAGCCUUUUACAGCGGAUGAUGCGCCCAACAGCACGCUCUUCCCCUGCAGUGACUGGGGCAAUCCUCGGUGCGAUCCUCCCAUUCGCCUCCUAACUGACAGUCUAUUGUCCGUCCUGCAGGGCCUUCAGCCUCCGCUUGCCUUCGCCUUAUCCACCGGAGACGUCGUCCCCCACGAUUUCUGGCUCACCAGUCGCGCGCCCGAUGAAGCCGACUACAACACCACGUAUACAGCCCUGCAGACCCUCACCCGCUAGGGACCCGUCUAUCUGGCCAUCGGCAACCACGACACCUUCCCGAUCAACAUCUACCCAGUCCCUUCCACGCCAUUCUCGAGUCUGACGCCGCAAUGGGCCUACGACCUCUUCGCCUACUGGUCGAACCGCCUCUCCCUCCAACCGAGCCUACCAUCACCAAUCCCCCAACCCAAGAACCACGGCAACUACAGCAUCCUGCACCAG